AUGGAAGAAGAAAAGGUAACUUGUUUUGAUGAUUUUGUUGAGAAAAUUAAAGACACUUUAAUUCCUGAAGGUUAUAUAGGUAUCAAAAUGAACACUCAUCUGUCAUAUGUACUAAUUAAUAAUAAUAAAGAGAAAGAGCCUCUCGACAUUACUUUGUCAAUUACUGUAGUGAACGACUUAACAGUUACCAUUUAUAAAGAUGUUGGAAAGAUUUCCGUUGAAAUAGGAUUAUCAAAGUACAAGCAUUUGUUAUCAAAAGAAAAUACUAUUAAUAGCACUACACAUUUCUCUAAUCUGUUAGCUUUUUUGAAGAACACUUAUAAGGAAGAUGAGCUCUGUGAAGAGGAAGUUUGUUCUAUUAUGAACAAAAUUAAUCAAUUAUCGGGAAUAAUUAUAGAAAAGGGCUGUUUGGGUGACUUUGCACCAUUGUUGGAAUUUGUAAAGGCUCAGCUAAAGCUGACUUUAGUCAAGAAACAAGCUAGAAAAUAUUCUAACAAACUACUAACUCUUUCAUUUUUGUGGCAAAUGACAAGCCCUAAGCUCUAUGAAACUCUAAAAGAAUUGUUUAUUCUUCCUAGUGUUCGUAGAAUUCAGCAAUUGUCUUCUGUUUUUGCUGAAAAUGUUGAAGAUCUUAACCAACCUUACUUAGAAGCAAGCUGGAUCAAUAAGAACAUUUUUUUGUUACCUGACCGUACUGAUGUUGAUGAUGGUGAAAUUCCAAAAUUAAUUGCUGACUUCCGUCAUGUUGAAAAGUUGUAUGCUACUGAAGAAAUGAUGCACUUAAAAGUAGCUCACAAACUGACAAUGAUUUUUGCUAAAUGUUUGUGUAUAAUUUGUUCAGGAAAACACAAUCUAAACAAGUACUUGGAAGCUGUCAGUUCUCCUACUGAUUGGCAGUUAAAGUAUCUACUUGAUGCGGCAGACUAUUUUGAAAGGUGGAACAAAAGCACAAAGACCCAAACUUUUACAGCCUGCGUGCAAACGUUUAGAGGAAUUUCACAACUCUGCUCGUAUAUUUUUGAAAACUAUGAUGAAAUUACCUACUGUCUUCUUGGAAAAUGGACAUCUGAUUGCAUCGAGGGGCGGUUUGGUUGGUACCGCCAAUUCAAUGGUGCCAAUUUCUAUAUAAGUGUGCGUCAAAUUAUAGAAAGUGAAAAAAAAAUUCGUACUCUAACUGCUAUAAGGUCAGGCGUAUUUGAGGAGCUAGCCUUUACUGAAAAAACUGUUCCUUCCGCUACUGUAGAAUGGACGUGGUUGCGUGACGAGCUGGCAGAUGAUCCUACUGAUCUUGAUCCAAAAGAUAUGCUGCCCCUCAUAUACACCUCUGGGUACAUUGGAAGGUCGAUCAGUAGAAAAACGAAAUGUGAGUCUUGCAAAGAAAAUCUGGGGGACCGCUUUUGUGACAAAGAGAAUUCUGGAGAGCACACAAAAGUCAUUGAGCUGCAUGACCGAGAAAAUCUUCUUCAAAGGUUUAUGGCAUGUUCUUCCAGCAGUCAGCAUGCCGUGUUUGAAGCAGCGAUAAUGGACAAAAUGACUUCCUUUACUUGUGCGACACCGUUGUGCUCAAGGACACGAAACUGCGCACCUCAUGGUUCGCAGUUUGUUUAA
Molecule: messenger RNA, 1608 nt
Organism: Helobdella robusta
Lineage: Eukaryota; Metazoa; Annelida; Clitellata; Rhynchobdellida; Glossiphoniidae
Exons: 4
Coding region: 1-1608 (535 amino acids)
Source: RefSeq, a predicted model, not a curated record